This is a messenger RNA of Acanthocheilonema viteae, 519 nucleotides long. Lineage: Eukaryota; Metazoa; Nematoda; Chromadorea; Rhabditida; Onchocercidae. The record is from the annotation of a GenBank genome assembly.
AUGCAGUUCUACUCUAUUCACUACCACUGGAAUAUACUUGAGAAGUUUGAGAAACUUAAAACAAAUUUCACUGAGCAUUACAGUGGUGAAACGUGCUUGCCGUCAUCAUCUGCGGUGCCAAACGGUCAACUGAGUGAAGGACAACGGUCGUCCACACAGUAUGAUCCGUAUAAAAAUGAUCAAAGUGUAUAUAUACAACAAUGGCAGUAUUCAAAAUAUAGAGAAACGACGUCAUCCAGUCAACAGCCAAGUCCGGUGGUGAUUCCAAGUCCGUCAACUGGAACACGUGUUGGACUGGCUGACUCCUUCAGCAAAUCAUCUCACACAGAUUAUUUCAGAGACAUCGAUCCUUGCUCAAAUUGUAGCAAUCUUCUAAUUCGUGCUGCUGAAUUCUUGACAAAGAUUGAAUUGAAUUAUGAACGACCAACGACAGUGCCGUCAAACUUGAGCACUUCUACUCAGUACACUCUAUCAAUUGAUCACCGAAAAACACAGGACCGCUUGCCAGGAGCUCUAUGA